Molecule: messenger RNA, 4323 nt
Organism: Closterium sp. NIES-65
Lineage: Eukaryota; Viridiplantae; Streptophyta; Zygnematophyceae; Desmidiales; Closteriaceae
Source: the annotation of a GenBank genome assembly
AUGGGGUGGAGGAUGGAUGGGGGGAGGAGAGGGCAAACGGUGGAUGGCGGGAGCGGAAGGCGAGGGAAAGAUCAGCGGAAAGUUGGGGGCAGCGAUUGGCGGAAUGGGCUGGGGGGGAAGGCGAGGGCGGAGGGUCAGGGGAGAGAUCAGCGGAGAGAUGGGGGGAGCGGAGGGGUGGGGGAGGCACGAGGGGCGCGCGGGGAGGACGAGGGGGGCGGACAGAGAGGGGUGGGCGCGGGGGCAGGGGACAGGGUUCAGGGUUUAGCCGUUACGGGACGGAUUGGUUUGAUGAGGGGCGUGGAGGGUUUCGGGGGAGACGGCGGGGAGAGGGGGAUGGGGAAAGGGCGGAGUGGCAAGGGGAAGGAAGGGGGAUCGGCGGAAGAGGGGAGAGCGGAUGGGGGGAGGGCGGAGAGGGUUUCGGCACUGGCGGGUGGGAGAGGGGGAAGGGACGCGCGGCAAGGGGGGUGGGGGGGUGAUGCGGAUGAGUGGGCGGAGGACGGGGGGGAUUGGCGGGUGGCGGAGCGGGAGGCUGAUGAUUGGGGGGACGACAGGGGCGCGCGGGGGGACGGGGGAAGGGCAAGGGGAGGCGGGGCAAGCUCGAGGGGGGGCAGGAGUGGCGGAUGGGAAAGAGGAGGGCGCAAUGGCGGAGAACAGAUGGGGGUUUACGAGCAGUGGAGCAGGGGGAUGAGCAAGCGGAGGGCGAAGGUUGUGGGGGUGCGGGAGGAGGGAGAGGGGGGCAUGGGGCAAGGUGGGGAGGAGGGGAAGGCGGGGAGAGAGGGUAAGGAAGGGAAGGAGGGGAGGGAAGGGAAUGAGGAGAGGGAGGGCAUGGGGGAAGAAGGAGGGAAUUCAGAUGAGGAGGGGGGGAGGCGCUGGUGGCAGCGCGGGGAUAAGUAUGUUCGGGGGGAGAGGAAUUUGAGGGAGGAGGGGGAUGUGAGGGGGGAGAGGAAUUUGAGGGAGGAGGGGGAUGUGGGGGGGGAGGGGAAUGUGAGGGGGGAGAGGAAUUUGAGGGAGGAGGGGGAUGUGGGGGGGGAGAGGGAUGUGCGUGGUGAGAGGGGUGAGGGUAGGGGGCGCAACGUGGAGGAGAGGAUGUAUAAGGGGAGGGAUUAUAAGGAGGGGGGUUAUGAGAGGAGGGAUUACAGUGAGCCUGAGAGAGUGCAAGAGGAGAGGGGUUAUGAUAGGAGGAGCGGGUACAGCGGCAGAGGAAGGUAUGAGGGGGAGGGGCGCAUGGAAAGAGACAGGGGCGUGGGUAACAGGGAAGGGGUGGGCGGUAGCAGAGGGGGGACGGGUAGCAGGAGAGUAGACAGGGAAGGGGGCUAUGAUGAGAGGAACGGGUACAGCGGCAGAGGGAGGUACGAGGGGGAGGGGCAGAUUGAACGAGACAGGGGCAUGGGCGGUAGCAGAGGAGGCAUGGGUAGUAGCAGCAGAGUAGACAGGGAAGGUGGCUAUGAUGAGAGGAACGGGUACAGCGGCAGAGGGAGGUACGAGGGGGAGGGGCGCAUGGAGAGGGAUGCAGGUGCGGGCGGCAGGGGAGGCAUGGGCGGGGGAAGGGGAGAUGGGAACGAGAGGGAUGAAUAUGAUGGUAGGGGCGUUUGCACGAGGAGAGGAGGUGAGCCGAGGGGCAUGGGCACUGGAAGCAGGGGGGGUAUGAGCGGGGAAAGAGGAUUGAACGGAGGCAGAUUGGGCAGGGAAAGGGGAGCAGAGGGAGGGAGAGGGGCAAGGUGGGAGAAGGAAGGAGGCACGAGUGGUAGAGGCACUCGGCGAGAAUAUGCUGAAUGGGAGGAGCAGGAAGGAGAGGAAGGAGAGGAAGGUGAUGAGGAGGGGAUGCGAGGAGGCGGAGGGAGAGGCAGCAGUGGUGGGAGAGGCACGUUGCGGCAGUCGUCAACAUCAGAAUCAGUGGUAUCAAGUUUACCUGCUGCUGUUCUUGAAGAGCCCACUUUGAACUGCGAGCAUUUCACAAACUGCUCUGGCUGCUCCCUGAAUGCUGCUCUAGACCGCCCUCCCAUCAUCAAGGAAGCAGAGGCGUUCUUUGAAGCUCGUGGGGUGGCGGGCUUUAAGAUGCACACAGCUAAUGUGGUGAGCGGUGGGAGAGGGGAAGGGGCGGUGUGUAUUCAUGUAUACACUGCCUUGCCUACCCACGUGCAUCCUUUCUUUUCCAUUCUUGCGGGGGGAGGAGAAAUGGCGGGCUUUAAGCUGUCCUCAGCUGAUGUGAGAUGGAGGCGGUGUGAUUGUCUCCCUACCGCUAUCUCACGUCUAAGUGGAGUGGCGGUGCCAGCCAAGCUAGUAGUGAGGGGCACAGCAGGGGAUCCGCUGGUGGGGCUGUCCUGUUACUUUAUCGCCCUCUCCUCCUCCCACCCUGUCCUCCCAUCCUGUCGUCCCAUCCUGUCGUCCCAUCGUGUCCCCCAUCCACCCUGUCCCCAUCCACCCUGUCCCCCAUCCACCCUGUCCCCCAUCCACCCUGUCCCCCAUCCACCCUGUCCCCCAUCCACCCUGUCCCCCAUCCACCCUGUCCCCCAUCCACCCUGUCCCCCAUCCACCCUGUCCCCCAUCCACCCUGGUCCCUUUUCUGUCUCUGUCUCUCUGCAGGUGGAGUGGCGGUGCCAUACCGAGCUGCCAGUGAGGGGCACAGCAGGGGAUCGGCUGGUGGGGCUGCCUUGUCAAUAUAUUGCUGUCUCCUCCCCCCACCAUUUACAGGUGGAGUGGCGCUGCUGUGCCAAGCUAGCAGUGAGGGGCACAGCACACCCCAUGUCUUUCCCGCAACACCCACCCGUUGCCCAACCCUUGUUGCCCGAGCAGGUGGAGUGGCGCUGCAGAGCCAAGCUAGCAGUGAGGGGAACAGCAGAGGAGCCGCUGGUGGGGCUGUAUGCAGCACGGUCGCACGAUGUGGUGGAUAUUCCCACGUGUAGAGCCCCUAUCCGCUCCGCCGUGGCAGCAAUCCUUCCUCCCGCCGCCACGCCUCCAUCUGCCCGCCGACGCGUCCGACCUCCGCGCCGACGCGGACGACCAGCGCGGCGACGCGGACGACCUGCGACCGCCGCGGACGGCCAGCGCGCGACCCCCGACGACCAGCGCGCUGCCGCGGACGGCCAGCGCGGCCUCGCCGACGGCCCGCGCGCUGACGCGGACGGCCAGCGCGGCCCCGCCGACGACCCGCGCGCUGACGCGGACGGCCAGCGCGGCUCCGCCGACGACCCGCGCGCUGACGCGGACGGCCAGCGCGGCCCUGCCGACGACCCGCGCGCUGACGCGGACGGCCAGCGCGGCCCCGCCGACGACCCGCGCGCUGACGCGGACUGCCAGCGCGGCCCCGCCAACGAGCCGCGUGCUGACGCGGACAGCCAGCGCGCGGCCACGAAAGAACCGCGCGCCACCGCGGACGGCCAGCGCGCGGCCGUCGACGCCCCUGCGCCGACGUGGACGGCUGGCGCGCAGCCGCGGCUGAUCUGCCCGCCUGGUUAUACACUCCGCUCCGUCGUGUUCCAGGAGGAAGGCGGACUCCAGCCCAUCGCCCCUUCUGCCCCCACCGGACCUCCUCCUGAUGAGCCCGGACCUGAGCCCGAGUCCCCUGGUGAUCCUCCCUCCUUCGCACCGGAUGUCAACAAUCCUCAAAGCGUGGAAACUGCCAUCCGUGCCUACCGCAACACACUCAACGACCACCUUCGCCGUCAACUGCGCUAUGAGGACGACAAGCGCGCCUACGACGAGGCUGCUGCCCGUCACCGCGACUACCACGCCCAACUCACCACGUACACUACACGCCUCGCUAGCUACACCUCCGACAUCGCUGCGUGGCGCAUUGCUGACCGUCGAGCUCUCGCCAUCCUCCUCGCCACUAUCCCCUCCUCCCACCUGUGGCAACUGCUUGUCGACCUCUUUGACCGGCAGGACAUCGCCACCCUCUAUGCCCUCAUCAAGGACUUUGGAUCCAUCACCAUGGAUUCCACUGCCGGCGCAGCCGCCUUUACUCGCCGCGUCCUUGACCUUGCUCGCCGCCUUGCAGCACUUGGUGUUACCUACCCUGACACCGUCAUCUGCUGCCACCUCCUCGAAGGCCUCACUCCUGCCUUCGAUGCCCACAAGCUGGCCUAUAUGCAACUCCUCUCCAAACAUGACACUCCCGCUCAAGUUGCCCAGUGGAUUAUCACCACCGAGGCAGAAAUCCUUCGCCACUCCUCCUCCACUGCCGCGGUAGCACAGCAGCGCAGCAGCAAAGGCGGACGUGGAGGGGGGCGUGGAGGUGGGCAUGGAGGUGGUCGAGGCGGCUCUGGCGGUCGUGGUGGUGCGGGUCGUGGUGCAGCAGCGGCCUUCCCACCCUGUCAGUGGUAG